This is a messenger RNA of Patiria miniata (bat star), 8606 nucleotides long. RefSeq names its product cGMP-specific 3',5'-cyclic phosphodiesterase-like. The record is from RefSeq and is a predicted model, not a curated record. Gene Ontology annotation, molecular function: 3',5'-cyclic-nucleotide phosphodiesterase activity; protein binding. Gene Ontology annotation, biological process: signal transduction. The transcript has 19 exons. The coding region runs from base 396 to 3260 and encodes 954 amino acids. Lineage: Eukaryota; Metazoa; Echinodermata; Asteroidea; Valvatida; Asterinidae.
CUAUGCCGAAGACUGAAUGUGCAGAUGUUUAUGGUGUAUCUGGACAAAUGAAGGCAUUUAAGAGAAUUCCAGUGUUGUGUGAGUUUACCAGGUACUGUAGAUAUGCAUAUCAUCCGUCAACAUCAUAACAGGCUUUUUCGGUCUCGAGCAAAAUGACACUGGGAAUCGGUUUUGACCGGCAAAUGCAACCACUGCGUGACAAGUUUGUGUGGUGCUAUUUCCUACUCGGUUCAGCUGCCAGUCGUCAGGGGCCUUCCAACAACUGGACGAGCCCAGCCAAAUGACGUUUCUUUAUUUUCUUCGUCAGUAGUAAGUACAGUAUAUGAAGUAAAUAUUACAAACUUUAGUGAACAGUGUUUAUAUAUCGAGAACACCGAGGGUAAAGGCCAUUCAAAAUGUCGGAAAAACGGGACGUGUGUCGUGAAGAUGUCGAGAAAUACUUGGACACCCAUCAAGAUAUUGCUGUGGAGAUUUUUGCCGCGAAGGCCACACCAGAGUUGGUGGAUGGAUGGCUGUCUAAGCAUUCGGUCGGACAUGUUUCAAAGAGUAUGUCUAGCCAUGAAAUUGGUUCUUGGCCUGAUGUCUCCGCCUGUGCGUCCAACACGGAGAAGCACAAAAUGUUGCACUCCCUGCGGAAAAGUUUUGCAGGGGCCAGUGGAAGUUUGCGGAGCCUGUUGUCACCAAGGAAACGGAAAAUCGUGCGAAGAAAUAAGUCUGCGCUUCGGCAGCUUGACGAGAAAGAUUUAUUUAUGGAACUGAUUCGGGACAUAGCUGAUGAACUUGACCUACACACGCUCAGUCAUAAGAUUCUGAUGAAUGUGAGUAUCCUGACAAAUGGGGACCGCUGCAGUCUCUUCCUAGCCCGUGGAAAUCGUGAAAAUCGCUACCUGGUAUCAAAGCUCUUUGAUGUGACAGAGAAUUCAACAGUGGAGGAUGCCCUUCAUACAGAGGCAGACGAAAUUCAUAUACCCUUUGGACAGGGUAUAGCCGGGCAUGUGGCCCAAACCAAGGAGACGAUCAACAUCAAAAAUGCAUAUGAGGAUCCUCGCUUCAAUCCGGAAGUGGAUAAGCGAACGGGCUACCGCACCUACAGCAUUCUGUGCAUGCCCAUCAUCAACCAUGAAGGCGACGUGAUCGGAGUGGCCCAAGUCAUCAACAAGGUCUCCGGCUCCCAUGAAUUCACCAACAAAGAUGAGGAGGUCUUCAGGAAUUACCUGACAUUUUGCGGUAUCGGCAUCAUGAAUGCCCAGCUGUUUGAGAUGUCCGUCAACGAGUACAAACGCAAUCAGAUGCUACUGCAGCUGGCCCGUGGCAUCUUUGAGGAACAGACCUCCCUGGAGAGCGUGGUCCACAAGAUUAUGAAGGAGGCCAUCACGCUGCUCAAGUGCGAGCGAUGCUUGGUGUUUCUUCUCGAGGAUCACGAUAAAUCGGCCUUUAUGAGCGAGCUGAGCGAGCUCAGUCAAUCCACUGGUACGCUGAAGGCGUUGGAAUCACCGACCGCUGUCAAAAGCAAUGCCGAUUUGGACUUGACCAAGGAAUUUCAUGCAGGUUUCAGCAAAGCUUUUGACCUGAUGGCCCUGAAGAAGGAGGAGAUCAAACAGCCAAGUGAUGACAUGCUGAAGAAGUCAGUAUACAGUGAGAUAGCUAAAUAUGUGGCUCUGACUGGAAAGACCAUCAACAUAGAGAAGUUUGACACCCAGACCAAGUUCAAGCUGAUCUAUGACGCUGACAAGAACUUCCGGCUGCACACCUUGCUCUGCCAGCCCAUCUACAACAGCCAGAACAAGAUAGUGGGCGUGGCCGAGAUGAUCAACAAGACGGGCACCGCCCUCAACCCCACCUUCACUGACCAGGACGAGAACCUGUUUGAGGCUUUUGCCAUAUUCUGCGGACUGGGCAUCCACAACACGCAGAUGUACGAGAGCGCCGUCAAGCUAAUGGCCAAACAACAGGUGGCGCUAGAGGUCCUGUCGUAUCACGCCACGGCACAGCAGGAUGAGGUGGAAAAACUCAAGCAAGCUGGCCCAGUGGAAAGCACUGAGAAGCUGAACCUGCAGACGUUUGCCUUCAGUGAUUUCACCCUGGUGGAGGAUGAGACUCUGCAGGCCUCCAUCUGUAUGUUUGAGGAGUGCAACCUCAUCAACAAAUUCCACAUCCCUUAUGACGUCUUGUGCCGUUGGUUGUUGAGCGUACGCAAGAACUACCGACCCGUCAUCUACCACAACUGGCGACAUGCUUUUAACGUUGCACAAACCAUGUUUGCCAUGUUCAAGACUGGUGGAAUGAGCAAAGUCAUGUCUGAUCUGGAGGCCUUUGCUCUGCUGGUUGCCUGCCUCUGUCAUGACUUGGAUCACCGCGGCACAAACAAUGCUUUUCAACUGAAGACUGCUUCAGCUCUGUCCCAGUUAUAUAGCACCUCCACCAUGGAGCAUCAUCACUUUGAUCACUGCAUCAUGAUCCUCAACAGCGAGGGGAACAAUAUCUUCCAGUUCCUCUCGCCCGAGGACUACCGAGAGUUGAUUCGCAUGCUGGAGGGUGCCAUACUGUCCACCGACUUGGCGCUGUACUUCAAGAAACGCAAUGAUUUUUUCAAGCUGGUUGAGCAAGGAGUGACGGACUGGGAGGAACCUAAGCACAAGGACCUGCUGAGGGGAAUGAUGAUGACUGCCUGCGAUGUGUCGGCCAUCACUAAGCCCUGGGAGGUCCAGCGCCGGGUAGCCGAGCUGGUCGCCAGCGAGUUCUUUGAGCAGGGCGAUAUGGAGCGGGAACAGCUCAAAGAGGAGCCCAUUGCCAUGAUGGAUCGGAGGAAAAAAAGUGAACUUCCCAAAAUGCAAGUGGGGUUCAUUGAUGCAAUAUGUAUGCCCGUGUACAAGAAUCUAGCCACUUUGCAGCCCCAAUUGGCCCCGCUGCACGACGGCGUGCAGCACAACCGCAGCCAGUGGCAGCAGCUGGCUGACACCGAGGCCGAGGCCCACAAGGCCGAGGAGGCCCAAAAGGCCGAGGAGGCAAAAAAGAAGAGAAAAGCCAGCCAGGACCCGGGGAAGGAGCGCAACGCCACGGCCAAGGAUGAGAAAGCCUAUCUCGCCAAGCAUGCUCAGGAGGAAGCCGCCUCCACGUCCAAGGGAGUGGCCGCCGCCCCCACCCAGAGCAAGAACCAGAAGAACUCAGUGGGCAGCACCACCAGCAACGCGGUCAGCAACCAGUGCAAAGAGGCCCUGGCGCCCAACAAGAACCGCAGUAGCUUCUGCGUGGUGGUCUAGUCAGUCCCAACAGGAUUCUCCCCUUCUCCUUACUACGUUCAUCAGCUCCUUAAAGUGUGUGACAACCGUCUCUCACACUUGUAUAUGAAUGCACGGUAACUCGGUCAGAUUCAGUCCUUCCUACUGUUUGUAGAUCUUCCUUCUUUGUGGUGGUCAAACAUGUCCCGCGUGGCAUCACAAAAAAAAAACAUAGAGGAUCUGUGUGGAUCUAGUUGAAAAAGUGCUAAAGAUGUUUUAUUCACUUAUUAUGGGUGCUCGUUUCAUAAUAGUUGGAAAACUGAGUUGGACAAAGAUGCUGAUGCACACACUCCAUAAACUAGCAAUAACAUGUCUGUGCUACUAAUUAACUUGGUCAUGCCGGCUUUAGUCAACAGGUCUUUAAAAAAAAAAAGGACUCUGUCAUCAGUAGGCUUUGGAAAUGCUCCAAAGGAAAAAUUGUAUCCGAAAACCAGAGAGUUAAUCCUGAGAAUAAGGAUCAAAAUUCUAAACUUUGAAUAAGGCUGCCAGAUGUUUUGGAUGGGUAUAGUUCAAGUUUGAAAACCAUCACAGAUUUUUGAUGAAUUGUUGGUUAUUUUUUUUUCAAUUUUCAGGGAAAAUGCUAAAUACAUCUCCACAUAAAAGGUUGCGCGGGGAGGUAAGGCCCAGACGUCAAGGUUAAACAUAGUGUACCAAAGUCAAAAUGGUUUUGCUGUACCAUUCCAUAAGAGUAAGGCCAAACAAAUUGUGCCACAGGCUUGCAUAUUCUAGACCAUUCCUUGUAUUCUUGCAAGUGAAAAUGUGGCUCCUGAAUCUGUUGACCAGUUCACGCCGGGAUUAUUUUGACAAGAACGCCAUGAGGCGCGGGAUUACUUUUCUCUCAACCUCAUGCCGGGCGGGUUGAAGACAUCACCCUCGGGCAGCACACUCAUAUUUCCGGCCUCGCUCGCUGUGAGCGGGUUGCUGACAGAUAUUUCUGGCCUCGCUCCCUGCGUGUUUAUCCGUCAUCCGUUCCGAAUACCGCAAAACCUUUUGCGGGUAUACACGUUAUCCGUCGCGAACUGGUAAAGCAACUUUACUUGUCCCCUAAUUGAACCUUAAAAUAUCUGGCAGCCUUAUGUUGAUCUCAGUUGGCUGAUAUAGUUCCCAAGAAACAUUCUGCCUAGGUUAGGAUGUAAAAAUAAAAAAAGAUAACAUCAGCAUUUUUAAAUAGGUCUUCAGUAUUCAAAUACAGUAUUCACUGUGGUGUGACUAAAACCACACAUUCUCCCCAGCCUCAAGUAUUAGUAACCAGUUUGUGUUGUCAUAGGGUGUUUUUCCGUGUCCAGAUGCUUCAACUGGAAUGGCCUUUGGUCCAAAAGCAACGUGUUUUGUUUUGUUCCAAAACCAACGAUCUUAAACAUCAUUCUGCUCAAUUCGGUUGCAACUGCCUUUCUCGCUUUCAUCUCAAAUUAUCAAUUUUUAUUUAAAAACUACCACAAUAAAACCACCAAAAGCAGGUGUAUUUGUGCUCAAUGGAUCACUUUUUAUGAAACUUCGACGUUUACGUGUGUGUGUGUGUGUGCAAUAAAACAUUAUGUUUGGGGUUAAGAAAAGCGGGGGAAAAAUUGUUCAUAUUUCUUUUUAUGCAAAUUGUACAUUCAGAUAGCAUAUUCAGUGAGUAAAUGCAAAUUCAUUAUAUAUAUUAUAAUCUAUAUCGGUUACGUUUUAAGAGUUGACUGCUUGUGUAUCUAUAAUUUAUAAUUUAUCUUUUUAAAACGUUAGUUUGUUCAUUUGAAGAGAUUUAAGUUUGAUUGUUCACGCCAAGAUAUCUUCAGCUUGCCAUGAGAUUUUUUUUUUAUAAAAUGAUUUUGUGAUUCUGUGGGAAAGAUUACAUAAUUGUUUAAUCAGACUAAGUUGGACUUUACCGGAUAAAACAACCUGCCCUCAAUUAAAGCGGUAAACUAGCUGAUUGGAAUCCCACAAUUUCUUGUGAUUUGUACUUAAGCAUCCCACUGCAUAUUCAUGGUGGGAAAACGGAACUUUUCUCUCUUCCUUGAGGUGAAUGUACAUAAAUGAAGCUUUAACGAGAAGGGUUGCCCUGGAAAUUGGGACGCCCUCAAAAUAUCUUAAAGGAGGUGGUAGCAACAGGCCAUCGUGAGUGGCUGAGGACUCGGCCCAGUGCUGUAUGGCUUGCUUAUCCUGUGUUGCGUUAAAGACUUUCUCAGGGUUCACCGUGUUUCACAACUUAACUGUAAAUAAUGUUAAAUAAAAUGAAAAUGAACUAAUUUAAACAAAAAAAUAGAUAUAUUUCAGCCGAUGUAUAGUAGUUGGUUUUUGUGUUCAGGUUUUAAGGAACAAAACGUUGACUGGUUUCGAUUAGUUUACACGGCCGGUGUCAAAUUUUUUUUUUAAGUUAGCGAAGGAUUCAGAAACAGUCGCUCAACUUCUUUCCAAAACAAAAAGACAAUCUGGAAAAAAAUUGUGCAGAUUAUAAUUUUCCUGAUCUGUCUACAUCUCCUUUGCAAUUUUUGGUGGUUACCACUUCCACCUCGGGAAAUUAACUUCGGGUAACUCAUGGCGUUUCCUUGAUUCAGCCAAAAGCUGGAUUCUUCGCUAACUUAAAUUUAAAAAAAAAAAAAAAGGCACACGAGCCAGGGUGUUUUUGAAGCACGUUUAAUAAAUUGAAUCUUUUCAACUAUAGCUUUGUAUGACAAAGAACAUGUUCAUAAGUGUAAUUUAUAUUAUAGUUCUUUCAGAUUUACAUUUUUUACUAGCAGCUUUUCACAGUUUAGCGAGUCAACACUGUUCAUACUAUACUGUAAUUAAAAAAAAAUACGAGUUUAAUUACCAAGUGAUUUAUGCAUUAACCGAAUGGAGAUAUGAUGGUUAUAUAUUUCCCCAAUUUGAUGUGCACCAGAUAAGUAACAGCAUCUGUAUGUAUUGUAGAGACUGCACAUCCCUGUAUAUCACCGAUGGUAUCUUCCAAAGCACACGUGUUUGUAGGCAAAGCCAGGAGGCUUAAUUAUUUAAAAAGGUGAUAUUUUUUAAAAAGUUGAAGUGUUCAUAUAUUAUGCAAGUUUUAUCACCCGGCACUGCAGACUAGAUUGGAAUGCAUACAUAUAUAUGGCUUGAUAGGGAUAGCAAUUAUAUAUGAAAAUUUGAUCAGUUUCGAUACGGAUUGUGUUUUAAUUUUUAACACUAGUCCGUUCUCCCAACACCCUUGCUAAUAAAAUGGACAAAUGUGGGCACAGUAGGGUUAGCAAGUUAACACGGCAGUCGCGUAGUGAAGCUUGCGUGAUGUGUAUGUACUGCUUUCAACUUGGUCUUAAUUAGCUGCUGCCACUGUACAAAGUGGAGUAUACGAUACUUAGUUGUAGGUCAUAAUAUGCAUAUGUUAGCAAAAAAAUUUAACAAAUCAUUUUUCAUUGGUUGCUAAGUGCUGUGACGAUAUUCCUACUUUCUAACCUGAUUGGCCAAUUCAAUUGCACAAUUAAGGGUUAGACUUAGCCCGGUAUCUCCACGUAUUGAUCCCCUAUGAGUGGUCGUCUUUUCUGACUAUAUUUUAGUUCACUUUUACUAGUGAAAAAUCGGCAGGCGUGGCAGAAAAAAAAGAAAAUUUCAAGCCAAUCUCUUGCCAGAUGCUUCAUGUACAGUGCACGUUAUUUCAAGUGAGAUACGACAAUGGGUAUUCCUGUGUGCUUUUCUCAAUUUUACAGUAUUACUUGAAAAUGUCAACCUCAUUUUUAUUAUUUUGGGCAUUUUGAGAAAGUAUGGAGUGUAAACUAAAAAAUCAGCACAUUUUUGUGUUGCAUACUGCAUGGAUCAUCAUCUUGAAGAGUAAGGGGGCUCAUUUUUCACAGAUUUCUAUUUUAUGAAAACUGAUAAUUAUUAGGGAAAUUAAAAGCAGCUGUUUUGAAAGAAGGCUUUUUUUUUGUUCAUUGAAAGUCCGAAUUUCAAAUUGAAUUCUCAAGGUCUUGGUUUAAAAUAAAAUGCACGAUACACCUUUUUCAAAUGUCAAGUACUCGAUAUGAUAAAAAAUAAAUUUCUCUGCUGUAGAAUAUGCAUGUUGUCCCUUUGAGCAGCCUAAUCAUACAAAAUUAGAGAGGAAAUAUUCCACAUAAGUACCCUUGCUGCAAGGAAUUGAUACAUGUUAUUCAUUGUAAUUCACUGUACAAACUUACAGAUUUUAUAACAGGUAAAUUUCAAUUGAUAAUUAUAAAAUACCAUUCGAAUAUUCAAAGUGGGGUCGGGUCAGUGGUAUGAUAUUGGGGCUUUCAUGAUGUUUUAGUAAGUUUUUUUUAAUAUCCAAUACCCUCGAAAAAAUCUUUGAAAGCCUUGUACAGUUUCAUCUUGGCAGUUACUGAUGGUUAAUUUUUUUACCCAUUUGUUAAAAUCAAUUCAGUAAAACGAUUUAAGGCUUUUUUGAUAUAAUUGCUUACAAUAUGUUACUAGGCCCAGGCAUGCUAACGUUAAACCUUGUUGCUUAAAAAAAAAGCGUUUUGUUCUGAAGCUUUUCUUAUAUUAAUCUGUGUUGGCAUUGUAUUGAUUGUUCAGAGAAUGAAAUAAUUAUUGAUGAUGAAUACAAUAUAAAUGCAGGUCUGAUUUUUUUUUUUUACGAUCAAUUUUUGCUUGUGUUUUCGUAACUUUUUGAUCCAAGCAGACACUGCGACAAUAUUGAUAACAUUUUGAAUGCAAAAGCAAAAAAAAAGAGAGAAAAAUCCCCUGGCCAGUGUUUGUGCAGUUUAACAUCGAAUAUUUGUUCAUGUUUUCAUUGUGCUGUGGCAGGCAUUGAUUACAUUAAGUAUCUUUUUUUCUACAAACAAAACAAAAACUUUGAAAAUGUUGUAGAUUGGCAUCAGAUCUGGGCCCAAUUUCAAAACAGCAGAAAAUUUGUUCCUAGCAAACUUAUGCGCUAAGCAACGCUCAGCAGACCAGUCAAGAGCAAUAAACAUACAGCAUUUUGGCUGGUGUUUUCUGGCCUCGGGUCAAAAAAUUCACCGUUAUGGUAUAUCAUAAGAGGUCCGUUUUCUUCUUGUUCAAAACACAGAAACGUAUAGAGUUUCCUUAAUUUGAACUAAAAUGCCAAAUUGAAAUCCUCAGUACAUCGGCCUAGUGGACCUAAGUACUAGAGUGUCAUUAUUCACUGGUUCACCACUCGCACCACAAUCAGCACUGUUACUAACAUUAUAUUCAUGUAAAGAUUUCCUUUGUAGCCAGAUAACGGUUGAAGUACUAUUAACAGAAGGUAACUCAUUAAAUUAUUUUGUUUCUGGUACUUAAAAAAAAACAAAGACUUUUUAAUUCCAUCCAUUAAUUAAAACACACCAUGUUGCAAUAUUAUACUGCCACAUAGUUGCAAUAAACUGUUAAUUAAUUCCUGAAGAAAAA